Messenger RNA from Pygocentrus nattereri (red-bellied piranha), 5291 nucleotides. It is a transcript of the gene acss2, whose product is annotated as acyl-CoA synthetase short chain family member 2. The coding region runs from base 778 to 2880 and encodes 700 amino acids. Lineage: Eukaryota; Metazoa; Chordata; Actinopteri; Characiformes; Serrasalmidae. Gene Ontology annotation, cellular component: cytoplasm. Gene Ontology annotation, biological process: acetyl-CoA biosynthetic process. Gene Ontology annotation, molecular function: acetyl-CoA synthetase activity. The record is from RefSeq and is a predicted model, not a curated record. The transcript is spliced from 19 exons.
AGACCGCGCUGCGUGUUCAGCGUAUCCGCCCUGCGCGCUGUGUGUCUCGCCUUGUCCUCCUGCGGCUCCGGGCGGUUUCGCGACCUUUAAACGGGACAACCUGGACGCGGUUCGGAUACAUGCUGCCUCGCAUUAGUCCUGCUAACAGCCUCUGUGAGCGGGGAGGGCGGCGGGCUGUGUUUACCGAGCCGAGCGUUGCUGGGCGGAGAGGAGCGGCCACACCGCCGGAGCGGCUACCGCACCAAUCGGCCUCCAGCGCCCAGUGGAAGUCUCUCCGGGAAGCGCCUUAAAGCACAGCCACGGUUUUCAGGGGAGGCGGUUAUCAGACAGAUGCCGUGGCUGGCUGACCGGCGCGGAUUCAGCCUUCAGACAGACGCGGAACCGCAGCCAGUGGGCUCAGCGCGCCUCGGGCUGUGCUACGGUAGCUUAGCUUAGCCUAGCCUAGCCUAGCCUAGCCUAACUGGUUCCUCAGAGCCGCGCGAGCUGCGUUAGCCGCGUUAGCUCGCCUCACAAAUUCUCCACAUUAUCCGCAUAUCUGCGGGGUUUGCGGCCGUGGUUGGACCGCCAGUCGACUAAACUAAUCAAUUUAGGGCGGUCAAGGAAGUUCAUUCAUCCCGCUGUCUCCUCCUCGCUUGCUUUAGCUGUGGACGCCGGAGUCGCGGGUGACCCGGGGAAGGGGAGCGAACCAGCCUCCGCAAAAGCCGCGUAGCUUUCCCAGCGGCCCGGCUCUGCAGCCGAGGAGCUCUGCCCGGACAGCGAACUGACCCCCGGCCCACAAUGAUCCCCGAAAAGGCUCCGAAGGAGGACGUGCUGACCGCCGCCGAGCACCUGAAGAAGGAGUCGCACGUUCCCAGCUUCGAGCGCUUUAAGGAGCUGUAUGAGAAGUCGGUGGAGUCUCCGGAGGAGUUUUGGGUAGACAUUGCCAAGGAGUUCUUCUGGAAGACGAAGCAUACCGGACAGUUCCUGGACUACAACUUUGACGUCACCAAGGGCGAAAUCUUUGUCAAGUGCAUGGAAGGAGCCACCACGAACAUCUGCUACAAUGUUCUGGACCGCAACGUCCAUGAGAAGAAGCUGGGGGAUAAAGUGGCCUUCUACUGGGAGGGGAACGAGCCAGGAGAUGAGAAGACUGUGACCUACAGAGAACUAUUACAGGAAGUGUGCAAGUUUGCCAACGUCCUCAAGUUACAAGGUGUGAAAAAGGGGGAUCGUGUGUCCAUUUACAUGCCCAUGGUAGUUGAACUGGUGGUGGCUAUGCUGGCUUGUGCCCGAAUUGGAGCUGUGCAUUCAAUUGUGUUUGCAGGCUUCUCUGCCGAGUCCCUCUGUGAAAGAAUCAUAGAUUCUCAGUGUUCUCUGCUCGUUACGGCUGAUGGCUUUUACAGGGGAGAUAAGCUGAUCAAUCUUAAAGUGAUCGCUGACGAGGCGCUGGAGAAAUGCAGGGACAAAUCUUUCCCUGUGGAGCGGUGUAUUAUGCUGAAACACUUAUCCAAGGAGGAACAGGAAGCCUCAUCACCUGGCUCCCUGUCACCCCCUGCAAAACGUUCCUGCCCUGACCUCCAGCAGGAGAAACGGAAAGAAAAUGUAAGGAGGGUCCGUCCCAUCCCUAAGGUACCCUGGAACCCAGAGGUGGAUGUGUGUUGGCACUCUCUGAUGGAAGGCGCCUCUGAUGAGUGUGAGCCGGUCUGGUGUGAAUCUGAAGAUCCUCUCUUUAUUCUCUACACCAGUGGCUCCACUGGGAAACCUAAGGGUGUGUUGCACACAGUCAGUGGUUACAUGCUGUACACUGCCACAACAUUUAAACUGGUGUUCGACUACCACCCUGAUGACGUGUACUGGUGCACAGCAGACAUUGGCUGGAUCACCGGUCACUCGUACAUCACUUAUGGGCCCCUGGCCAACGGGGCCACCAGUGUCCUGUUUGAAGGUCUGCCCACCUACCCUGAUGUUAGCAGAAUGUGGGAGAUAGUGGAUAAAUACCACGUCUCCAAGUUCUACACUGCCCCCACAGCCAUCAGACUCCUCAUGAAAUACGGCAGUGAGCCAGUCCACAAGUAUAAGCGAAGUUCUCUGAAGAUCUUGGGUACAGUAGGUGAGCCUAUUAACCCCGAGGCCUGGCAGUGGUACUAUAAUGUAGUUGGAGAUGGUAGAUGCCCUGUGGUCGACACCUUCUGGCAAACAGAGACAGGAGGACAUGUUCUAACACCUCUACCAGCUGCCACGCCUCUCAAACCAGGAUCUGCAACAUUUCCGUUUUUUGGGGUGGUGCCUGCCAUUCUGAACGAGUCGGGUGAGGAGCUGGAGGGACCAAACGAGGGCUACCUGGUAUUUAAGCAGCCCUGGCCCGGGGUGAUGAGGACUGUGUUUGGGAACCAUCAGAGAUUUGAGACCACCUACUUCAAGAAAUUCCCUGGAUUCUACGUGACUGGUGAUGGUUGCCGUAGAGAUAAGGAUGGAUACUACUGGAUCACUGGCAGGAUUGAUGACAUGCUGAAUGUUUCUGGUCACUUGCUGAGCACGGCCGAGGUAGAGUCCGCUCUGGUGGAGCAUGAGGCUGUAGCGGAGGCUGCAGUGGUGGGGACCCCACACCCUGUGAAAGGAGAGAGCCUCUACUGCUUUGUCACUCUCACAGAUGGCAUCGACUACACUACCACCCUGGAAGCUGAGCUCAGAAAGCAAGUCAGGGAGAAGAUUGGUGCCAUAGCCACUCCGGACUAUAUACAGAAUGCACCUGGGCUUCCCAAAACUAGAUCAGGUAAAAUCAUGCGGCGUUUGCUACGCAAAAUAGCCUCUAACCAGCAGGACUUGGGAGACGUGUCCACACUGGCGGACAGUACGGUCAUCGAGCAGCUGUUUGAGAACCGCUGUUGUACUGCUCUGUGACCACAAGGGGGAGCUGAUUAAACCGCCUCACUCUGGCCUAGUAGGAACUGCACCUCAAGAAGGCUCAUGGAAGUAGAGUGCAGAGCGAAGCUUUGGGGGGGGGCGCUGAAAAAAUGUAUAAAUCACUGCAUUUUCAAAAUUGUUCAGAAUCUCUGGAAACUGAAAAGGUUUGGAGGGAAAUUAGUUUUUACUGGACCCACUUGUAUAUUUAAUAUUUUGGUUUUAACAAAAAGUUUAUUUUUGUUAGUGUCGCUCUGUGCGUCUUUUUUUUCUUGUUUGUUUUUUUUUUUUGUUUUACAUCAAAUUUGAGUUGCAUCAUGUUAUACAUUAGGAAGACCUGAAGGGUAAAGUUCCACUUUAUCAUUUAUAUGUUCUGCUUUUAUAACAUACCAAACACACACAGACACACACGUUCUAAACCGCUUAUUCUUCUGGGUCCUGGGGGGGUGGCUGGAGCCUAUCUCGGUUGUCUUUGGGUGGAAGGCAAGAAACACCGUGGACAGGUGUCCAGUCCAGUCCAGUCCAGUCCAGAGCAGACAGAUGUACGUUAUACCAAAACCAGCCCAAAAGUAUUUCUAGCAUGACGCACCUUGGCCAACACUUGGCAUGUUACGCCAGCUUUGACCAGCAGGGGGCAGUUAGAGUAAUGGCCAUGGCUGGGAUAGCAUGUAACUAUCAUACAUGAUCUCCUACUCUCAGUGAAUGAGCUGCCCAUUUCUCACAGCCCUGAUAAGCAGCGUUUCUUAAAAUAAUAAAUUGAUUGUCUAUUGAACUGAAUUGUGGUUGAUGCUGGUACAGCAUACUAGCCGUUAGCUGGUGAGCUCCCAGUCAUUUUUUUAGCUGGUCCAUGAAGAGUUAAAGCAGCCAAUGUUUUUUUGCAUACAGUAUUGGAAAAAACAUGAGGGGAAAAAAAUUUGGGUUUUUUAUGGCUAAUUUGUACAAGUGGUGCUAGAAAUACUUUGGCAGCUUUUGGUUUUUCUUACAGGCAGCAAAUAAAUAAAUAAAUUGGAACGGAUUUUUCCCUUCAGGGCUUCUGUAAUUAGGACGUGUCGGCUGAUCGUUGUCGAUUUCGCUCUCUACUUUGCAGAAGACUACUGUGCUGAUACACCUCCGUAUGCAUUACCGUUUGGGGGGGCGUCCUUGACUGUACUUUCUGGAUAAUGCAGAGCUUGAGUGUUUUUUCUUUUUUUAACUAGUUGAUUGUAGAUAAAGUUUUUAUAUGACUGAACUUAAAUUCAUGUGCCAACUUUAACCCAGGGAUGGGUUGCAGACAGUGUUCACUCCUUAUAGAGAAUAUAUUUGCUCCUUUUUGUACCCGAUAGUGAUAUGUUAACAUUAUAACCCACCAACUGUCUAAUUUCAAGACCGGCGUAAGGCCCAGUCCCAUUUCACCCCUCGCCCUACCUCUGAGCCCUUAGCCCUCUGUUUUGCGACCUCUCGUUUAGGUGCAGGGCGUCCCGGUUCUUGCUGAGAUAGAGGGGUGGGGUGACGUGUUGGGGCUACAUGACCCUCCAAACUGAGGUUUUUCAGAGACACUUCAAACGGCAAGAUAACUGCACGAGCAGCCAAAGAGACACAGAAGAGGGUCUCAUUUCAGAGGAAGAUCUCAACCACUGCCCUGUAGCUCAGCAACAAGGGCGACACUCCAAAACAAGGGGUGGGGUAGAAAGGAGGAAUGGGACUGGGUCCACGUCUCGGACUGCAGAUGCUGCGUCAUUGUGAUUGUACCAUGUCUCAAGAACCACAGCUUGAAGUGGGCAGGACAGCUGGACUGGGCGUGAGUCCUUCCGAUUGCAUGAAGACCAUUUUUACUGUGUCUUGACGUUACGCUGUGUUAUGCUCCACCACUUUCACUUCUCAGUGUAGCUACUGGAUCAUUGGAAAAUUCACGUGCUUCAAGCAAUAGAGUCCCAUUCCUCUUCAGACCACCUGGUCGUCGUAGAAUUGCCCUGUUACAUCUGAAGGAAGGUACUGUGAUGUUUAUGGACACAGUUAUUCAGGAAUUUCUGAGUUUUAUAAAUGACUGUGGUUUGUUCAGAUGCACUUCAGGAAAAGUUCAGGCAAUAAGAUGCGAGUUCAGAUUUGCUUGGACACCCCGUGUAAGAUUCGUUUCUCCUUAUUGGUUUCAGGAAUCUUUUAUUUUCUUGUGUCAUAAUUAUUCCAUCGCUUGUUUUGUCUUCCGGCAUUUUUGUUGCCGUUUCUCUUAUUGUUUGAGUUGUCUGCACGUUUCCCUGCCAUGAGGAUUGGGAUCUCUCUGAAAUAUAAUUUUCAGGGUUUUUUUUUUGUUUAUUCUUUAACGCCCUUUUCAGUUUCUGAUCAUUUAUUGUAAUCAGCUUAUUUUGACAGGUUAUUGAAUGAUGAAUUAAUUUCUCACGUGUGGCUGAAAUAAACCAACCUGAUUCUGUUCUGAA